GAUGUGGUUUUGUGCAGAAAUUCUUGCUUUGCUGAUUCGAGCGGAGGUGUUUACAUCCUGCACACACUCGCAUCCUCAAUUUAUAACACACACCUUUAACUCAUCACAGUUCAGUGUGUGGACAUCGUCAUUACUGACACUUCAGACAUGGAGAAUAACAGCACACACGGGUUCUGGGUGUUCCAUGGUUCCUCUGAGCUGUGGGGUGUGUUAGCGGCGAUCACUGUGCUCCUUCUGCUCUCUUUCUGCUGCAAUAUUUUAUGUUGCGUUCAAAAACGUCUCACAGCUAAAGGGAAAAUGUUUCUGCCCAGAUUCAGGAGGAGUGUAAGUCUGAAAAACAGAGAGAUGGAGGAAAAUCCGAUUUAUGGCAACAUCACCUACACACAAACACACAGCGAUGAUAAACAGGAAGUGGAAACUCCAGAAAAGCAGCUCUCCUCUGCUCGAGACUGCUACGCUAACCUGAGCCUGAAAGCUCCUAAGCCCUCAGCGUCUGGUCGCUCGUCUCCUCGCAGUACGAUCCAGUACUCAGAUGUUCUGGUGAUCUGUGAAGAACAGGAGGAGAAGACUGAGGAAGAUAAAGACUCCUGCUCAGGUUUCUCAGAUCUGUACGCUUCGGUCGAUGCAGAACGCAUCAAGAGCAAGAAAGAGCACAGCAACGAGCCUUACGCCAAUCAUGUCUGAGGAAUGUGGACACGCCCACCUAGAAUCAGAAGAGAUUAAUGACUGAAUAAACCUUCAUCAUCCACCAUGUGUGUGUCCAUCUAAUAAACAACAACAACAACAACAACAACAACAACAACAACAACGUACAUCAUCACAAAUUUAUCAAUAAAAUAUAAAUAAAUAAAUAUUUAAGAUUAAAUCUGUAACUCCAGGUGUUCUGGACUUUUCUGUCAGGUCUCUGAGAUGGUGUUCAUUCCAGCUGCACUUUAACACUGAGACACACACACACACACACACACACACACACUGUAUAAUAAUUAUAUAUGAUUAUUCAUCAGAGCAGUCAGAGAUCAGACUCGGUCCUCAGGUCUAAUCUCUCUCUCAGUAAAACUGUCAGAGAAACAGAUUAAAGUCACAUUUAAGAAAAAUAAAUCAAGUGAAGAAGCUUUAUUGUCAUUUCAGCCACAUGAAGCUGACGCAGUACACACUGACACCAGGGAACGUUUCUCCAGGACCUGGUGCUACAGAAACAUACAACAUAGAGUUCAAACACAAACAACAACACAGAGCUAGGACAGGAGUUUGUCCAAGAGAUUCCUUUUAACAGUUUUAUUUCCUAAAAAGAUUUAGAUCCCUGUGAUGUGGAGAGAUCUGUGGAAAACCUCCACUCAUCACCACUCUGCAUGGAGAUCAGUCUCUAUUCUUCUAUAAAAAGAACUGAAGAAAUAUUAAAGGAUGUGUGUGUGUGUGUGUGUGUGUGUGUGUGUGUGUGUGUGUGUGGCAGCAGCAGCAAGAUUUAUGAUGUGUUUAAUAUUUUAAAUGAGGACUUUUAUUAAAUCAUUAGCGGGACUUUUAUUUUUCAGCCACCUGCUGGUCAGAGACCAAAUCACAGCCAUUUCCCCCAAUAAACACAUUUAUAAAGAAAAAUAAAAUGUUAAUAAAUAAUAAAUAUAACUGUUAGUUUUUAUGAAUUUAUAUAUAUCCUGUAAAUGAAAUA
Hemibagrus wyckioides is the source of this 1663-nucleotide messenger RNA. RefSeq names its product signaling threshold-regulating transmembrane adapter 1-like. Gene Ontology annotation, molecular function: kinase binding. The transcript has 7 exons. The coding region runs from base 148 to 684 and encodes 178 amino acids. Gene Ontology annotation, cellular component: plasma membrane. NCBI's taxonomy places the organism in Eukaryota, Metazoa, Chordata, Actinopteri, Siluriformes, Bagridae. Gene Ontology annotation, biological process: regulation of T cell activation; signal transduction; T cell homeostasis. The record is from RefSeq and is a predicted model, not a curated record.